Messenger RNA from Perkinsus marinus ATCC 50983, 189 nucleotides. RefSeq lists its product as hypothetical. The transcript has a single exon. Lineage: Eukaryota; Perkinsozoa; Perkinsida; Perkinsidae. The record is from RefSeq and is a predicted model, not a curated record. Gene Ontology annotation, biological process: nucleosome assembly. Gene Ontology annotation, cellular component: nucleosome. Gene Ontology annotation, molecular function: DNA binding. The annotation marks the transcript as partial.
CAUUCCGCGAUGACUGUCAAAACUAGCAUUAAAUCUGGAGCUCAUCCCAACUAUUCUGCUAUGGUCAAGCAGGCCCUCACCACAUGCAAGGGGUUCCAGAAAAUGAGUCGCCAGGCCAUACUCAGCUUCAUUAAGCAAAACUUUGGUGUCGAGAACAAGGCUGCUUUGAACAAGGCUCUCAAAGCUCUC